AAUCGAAGCCCGGAUAGCAGACAAGCUUAUUUUUGGUUUCAUCCAAACGCGCCCUACACGUCAAUACUCAUAUCACUUGUCAUCUCACAUCAUUUUCCCCAAAUCCGAUCUUCCAUCAGCACAUCUUAUGCAAAUCCAAGACCUUCCGUAGCUGCACGAAUGCGAUCAUAACGGGGAUUGAACUGCGCAGGUGCUUCAAUUGAGGGUUUGAAUUGAAACAUAGUCGAAUUUCCGCAAUGAAUUAUAUAAUUGGAGCGUUUAAGCCGGCAUGCAGCAUUACUGUUUCAUUCGGUGAUGGGAAAUCUCGAAAGCAGGUGGCACUGAAGAAGGAUAAUGGUAAAACAGUGCUAAUCCCCGUCUUUCAUAGUCAAGAUACCAUAUCUGGGAAGAUAUCCAUCGAACCGAUUUCAGGGAAGAAGGUGGAACACAAUGGUAUCAAGGUCGAGCUCCUUGGUCAGAUUGAAAUUUACUUUGACAGAGGAAACUAUUACGACUUUACUUCCCUAGUUCGUGAGCUGGAUGUUCCUGGAGAGAUAUAUGAGAGGAAAACAUUUCCCUUUGAAUUUUCAACUGUGGAGAUGCCAUAUGAGACAUAUAAUGGGACGAACGUGCGGCUGAGGUACGUCCUAAAAGUCUCAAUAAGUCGGAAUUAUGGUGGAAGCAUAAUGGAAUACCAAGACUUCGUGGUUCGGAAUUAUGCUCCUCCUCCGUCUAUUAACAACAGCAUUAAGAUGGAAGUUGGGAUUGAGGACUGCCUUCAUAUUGAGUUUGAAUACAACAAGAGCAAGUACCAUUUAAAAGAUGUCAUUGUUGGCAAAAUAUAUUUUCUUCUUGUAAGAAUCAAGAUUAAAAACAUGGAUCUUGAGAUCAGACGCAGAGAAUCAACAGGAUCAGGGACGAACACGCAUGUCGAGACUGAGACGCUUGCGAAGUUUGAACUGAUGGAUGGCGCUCCAGUCAGAGGUGAAUCAAUUCCUAUCAGAUUGUUCUUAAGUCCGUAUGAGCUAGCUCCAACAUAUUCGAAUAUCAAUAACAAGUUUAGUGUGAAAUACUAUCUCAACCUUGUCCUUGUUGAUGAAGAGGACCGCCGAUAUUUCAAGCAACAAGAGAUCACAAUGUACAGGCUUAGUGAAACCUCCUGAUUUGACUGAAGAUUGGAUUGACUGCUUUGUUGAGUCUUGUUAUUUGAGGAGGUGCAGGUAGUGAUCCGGCUUCUUGUAGAGGACGAGAACAACCGUGUCUUUUUUUUUUGUUUGUUUUUGUUUUUUAAAAUUUCGUAGCUGUCGUGUAGUCGAUCUCUGAGCAAAAUACAUAAAUUUGUAUAGAGGAGGAUUCUGUAGAUGGAGUUUUGUGCUGAUCUCUGAUUUAUGUUUUAAGACGAUGAUGAUGACUUUUAGCUAGGAGGAUUGAUGUUAUUUCUUGAGAUUUAUUUGAAGCCCUAUGAUUUGCUAAUUUUUUACUA
This is a messenger RNA of Salvia splendens (bonfire salvia), 1462 nucleotides long. Its product is annotated as vacuolar protein sorting-associated protein 26B. The record is from RefSeq and is a predicted model, not a curated record. Gene Ontology annotation, biological process: intracellular protein transport. The transcript is spliced from 12 exons. Bases 237 to 1142 code for a protein of 301 amino acids. Lineage: Eukaryota; Viridiplantae; Streptophyta; Magnoliopsida; Lamiales; Lamiaceae.